CRAGACCAUGCCUGAAUGGGGAAGUGUGUCUAUUGUGUGGAAGAAGAGAUGGGCGUGGGCCAGACCCACCCCACCCCMCCAUCCCCUCAUUUAAUAUUCAGCUCUUACUAUAAGCGGGGGGAUGCUGAGCAUGAGCCGGCAGGGUUUGAUUGUACGAUUGAGCAGGAAAUCKGUGUCGGUGUUGAACUGGGAGACUUAAAAGCAACUUUACUCCACAACAAGGUAGAGUGGCGUGCAGGUGGUCAGCAGACAGCCAUGGAUACCACCACCUCCAUGAAGACGACCUCUCUAGCUGUCCAGAGUCUGUUCAGCUAUGUGGAGGAUGAUGACCUGGCUGCUGUCAAGGCACAUUUGGACAAGUUCCGAGAUGUGGACUGCAGGAGCGAUAAUGGACAGACUCCACUGAUGGUGGCUGCAGAGAUGGGCAGUCUGGAAAUCGUACAAGAACUCAUCAGGAGAGGAGCUUGUGUUAACCUGGAUGAUGUUGACUGCUGGACAGCGCUGGUCUCGGCAGCGAAGGAGGGACACAUUGAGGUGGUGAGGGAGUUACUGGAGAACAAUGCUAACUUGGAGCACAGAGACAUGGGAGGAUGGACUGCUCUCAUGUGGGCGGCCUACAAAAAUCGCACAGAUGUGGCCCAGCUGCUCUUAGAAAAAGGAGCCAAUCCUAACAUCACUGGACAGUACAGCGUCUACCCCAUUAUCUGGGCGGCAGGUCGAGGCCAUGCGGAGAUUGUCCAUCUACUGCUGCAGUACGGAGCCAAGGUCAACUGCUCGGACAAGUAUGGGACCACUCCUUUGAUCUGGGCAGCCAGGAAGGGUCACUAUGACAGCGUGAUGCACCUUUUGGCCAAUGGAGCUGAUGUGGAUCAGGAAGGAGCUAACUCMAUGACAGCUCUGAUUGUAGCUGUGAAAGGCGGCUACACAAAAGUUGUGAAAGAGCUGCUGAAGCGGAACCCAAACGUGAACAUGACGGACAAGGACGGAAACACAGCCCUCGCCAUCGCUGCCAAAGAGGGCCACACAGAGAUUGUGCAGGACCUACUCGAUGCUGGCACCUAUGUUAAUAUUCCAGACAGGAGUGGAGAGACUGUGCUGAUUGGGGCAGUGAGAGGAGGCCAUGUGGAGAUAGUUCGAGCUUUGCUGAACAAAUAUGCUGAUGUUGAUGUUAAAGGCCAGGAUGGAAAGACUGCCCUCUACUGGGGAGUGGAGAAAGGAAAUGCACUGAUGGUGAGAGACAUCCUACAGUGUAACCCAGACACAGAGAGCUGCACUAAGGACGGAGAGACCCCACUUAUAAAAGCCACAAAAAUGAGGAACAUAGAGAUUGUGGAGCUGUUGCUGGAUAAAGGAGCCAAAGUAGCUGCCGUAGACAGGAAAGGAGAUACUCCGCUCCAUAUCGCCAUUCGCGGACGAAGCCGAAAGCUGGCCGAGCUGCUGCUGAGGAACCCCAAAGAUGGCCGCUUGUUGUACCGCCCCAACAAAGCCGGAGAAACUCCUUACAAUAUUGACUGCACCCACCAGAAAAGCAUCCUGACGCAGAUAUUUGGAGCCAAGCACCUGUCCCCAACUGAAUCAGAUGGAGACAUGCUGGGCUAUGACCUGUAUAGCAGCGCUCUAGCUGAUAUUCUUAGUGAACCCACCAUGCAGCCGCCUAUCUGUGUCGGCCUGUAUGCUCAGUGGGGGAGCGGCAAGUCGUUCCUUCUUAAAAAACUCGAAGAUGAGAUGAAGACAUUUGCAGGUCAGCAGAUAGAGCCGCUGUUCGAGUUCUCCUGGCUGGUGGUCUUCCUCACCCUGCUGCUCUGUGGCUCGGUGGCCGUCGUUCUGGGUUUUACUGUGAAUCCCAAGUUAGCAAUUGCUGUGUCCCUUAGYCUUCUUGCUCUGCUCUACAUUUUUUUUGUGUUGGUGUACUUUGGAAGUCGGCGUGAGAGGGAGAACUGGAACUGGGCGUGGGUCAUCAGCACMCGCCUGGCCCGUCAGAUCGGUUAUCUAGAGCUGCUGCUUAGACUGAUGUUUGUAAACCCCCUUGAGCUUCCUGAGCAGACCACUCGAGCCCUGCCCGUCAGGUUCUUGUUCACGGAUUAUAACCGCCUGUCCAGUGUUGGAGGAGAGACUUCUUUGGCUGAAAUGAUUGCCACGCUGUCAGAUGCCUGUGAGAGAGAGUUUGGCUUCCUGGCCUCCAGACUGUUCAGAGUGUUCAUGAACGACGAGAUCAAGGGUCAAAAAUGGAAGAAAACAUGUUGUGUUCCUUCCUUUGUGCUGUUUUCCUUGACUCUUGCCUGCCUGAUUACUGGUGUGGCACUGUUGGCCAUCUUUAAGGUGGACCCUAGGAAUCUGACAGUAAACGCAGUGCUGAUAGCCAUGGCCAGUGUGGUGGGCCUGGCCCUGCUGCUGAACUGUAAGACCUGGUGGCACGUGGCUGAUUCUGUUCUGAACUCCCAGAGGAAACGCCUGCACAGUGCUGCCAACAACCUGCAUAAGCUCAAAAGUGAAGGGUUUAUGAAGGUCCUGAAGCAUGAAGUUGAGCUGAUGUCAAAAAUGGCCAAAACUAUUGAUGGCUUUACCCAGAACCAGACUCGCAUGGCUGUCAUCAUCGAUGGGUUAGAUGCUUGUGAGCAGGACAAAGUGCUGCAGAUGCUGGACACGGUGCGAGUCCUCUUCUCCAAGGGUCCUUUUAUCUCCAUUUUUGCCAGCGACCCCCACAUUAUAAUUAAAGCAAUCAAUCAAAACCUCAACAGUGUGCUUAGAGACUCGAACAUCAAUGGCCACGACUACAUGAGAAACAUUGUCCACCUGCCAGUAUUCCUCAACAGCAGAGGACUCAGCCGAGCCAAAAAGCUUUGCAUGGCAGCCUCCACCAAUGGAGAGGCUCUACCCGCUGAGGGAUGGCUUGAAGACACGGACAGGAAGGUAUCUCAGAACAGUCUGUCUCAAGAGCAGGGCAAGCAUGGCAGCAAGAGCACUCUGAACCGAAGGGACACAUACCGUCGUCGUCAGAUGCAGAGGACCAUCACCAGACAAAUGUCCUUCGACCUGACCAAGCUGCUGGUGACAGAGGACUGGUUCUGUGAUAUCAGCCCACAGACCAUGAGGAGGCUGCUUAACAUUGUUUCUAUCACAGGCCGUCUUUUGCGAGCCAAUCAGAUCAUCUUUAACUGGGAUCGUCUGGCGUCAUGGAUCCACCUGACAGAGGAGUGGCCAUACAGGACAUCCUGGAUCAUCCUCUUCUUGGAAGAAGCUGAUGGAGUGUCAGAUCAGGUCACUCUCAAGGCAGUCUAUGAGAGAAUCUCCAAAAAUAUCCCCACCACAAAGGACAUAGAGCCCCUGCUGGAGAUUGAUGGGGACAUCCGUAGCUUUGAGGUAUUCCUCUCAUCCAGGACACCGGUUCUUAAUGCCAGAGACGUGGAAAUGUUUCUGCCCUGCACUGUCAACCUGGACCCCAAACUGCGGGAGAUCAUAGCAGAUGUGCGUGCAGCCAGGGAGCAGAUCAACAUGGGAGGAGUGACCUAUCCCACGCUGCCCCUGCAAGAGGCACUGCCCCGUCCCCAGUCAGGGUACGGCCAGCACUCUGCCGUCUGCUCUCCGACGGGCUCCUUUGCCGGGUCCUUGCCUCCUCAGCCCCACAGCUCCUACUUCAGCGGAAUGACUGGCCCUCAGCACCCUUUCUACAAUCGG
Austrofundulus limnaeus is the source of this 3675-nucleotide messenger RNA. RefSeq names its product kinase D-interacting substrate of 220 kDa. The record is from RefSeq and is a predicted model, not a curated record. NCBI's taxonomy places the organism in Eukaryota, Metazoa, Chordata, Actinopteri, Cyprinodontiformes, Rivulidae. Gene Ontology annotation, molecular function: protein kinase regulator activity; PDZ domain binding.